AUGAAUUCAUUUCAGCAUCCAUUGAAAGUUCAACAACCUAUCUAACCAAAAUAUAAAAACUAUAAUUAAAGAGUUGAUGUGAUAACAGGGUCUCAAAACUAAACUCUACUGCCAGCAGAUCUCUAUGUCACUGAUCCUAUCACUGGAAGAAAGAUUAUAAGAAGAAUAAAAGAGGAAGAGUGA
Messenger RNA from Stylonychia lemnae, 183 nucleotides. The record is from the annotation of a GenBank genome assembly. NCBI's taxonomy places the organism in Eukaryota, Ciliophora, Spirotrichea, Sporadotrichida, Oxytrichidae.